This is a messenger RNA of Paramacrobiotus metropolitanus, 2852 nucleotides long. Its product is annotated as platelet-derived growth factor receptor beta-like. The transcript has 8 exons. Gene Ontology annotation, molecular function: ATP binding; transmembrane receptor protein tyrosine kinase activity; hydrolase activity, hydrolyzing O-glycosyl compounds. NCBI's taxonomy places the organism in Eukaryota, Metazoa, Tardigrada, Eutardigrada, Parachela, Macrobiotidae. Gene Ontology annotation, biological process: positive regulation of kinase activity; carbohydrate metabolic process; cell surface receptor protein tyrosine kinase signaling pathway. The record is from RefSeq and is a predicted model, not a curated record. Gene Ontology annotation, cellular component: signaling receptor complex. Bases 432 to 2669 code for a protein of 745 amino acids.
AGCCGGUCGAUACGUGUGAAGAACCAACAAAACCGUUACUGUUGUGUCGUAUAUGUAUCGUGAUACGCGCGGGUACAUAGUGUUUUCGGCUGCCCGUCAAAUAGCAAACAAAACCCGCCGGGCAUCAUUAACUCUCGAGCAUUUUUCUGCCGAUAUAUCCCCGCACAUCCGUCUCCGUAUACCUACCUCGCUAAUCACCACCGACGAAACACUGGGGCUUAUUAAUGCCUUUCACUGAACCAAGACACGCGCAUAUUCGGAUGGUUCGUUGAAUAUCAUUUCCGACUCUCGCACCCGACAAGAUUACUCAUACAUACAGAAAAUGGACGAUGGUGAAUUGAUUAUACAAUAACCUUCCCAUGUGGCAAAUGUGCUGACUGUCAUCAUCUGGCUGCUGUCCCGUAAUGUGAUAAUACACAAAUGACGAUCCAAUGGACAGGUGUACAUUGGGGAUUUUUGUUGUUGUCAUCGGUGCUGCAGUGUGGCCGACCGCAGUGUGGUGUUACGUGGGAGUGGAUGUGACACAUUUUGUUGAUAUCUUCCGCGAUGAUUUCACCGCCGAUGGACCACCGGAUCCCGCCAAAUGGAAUGUCGGGCCGCCCAAUAAGAAAAACGCCUUUCCGGGCGAACUGCAGACAUAUCGCCGGGAAAAUGUGGUGGUCGAAAAUGGAUAUUUGCAUAUCUUUACCAGAAAGGAGGAGUUUAAUGAUUACAACUACACUUCCGGUCGCGUAGACACUCAGGGUCUUUUUGAUUUCCAGUUUGGUGAGAUCGAAUGGCGCGCCAAAGUGCCCAGUCCACGCGGCAUCAACCCGGCCAUCUGGCUACUUCACUACCAAUGCUAUCCCGGAGCGCCGUGUAAAAAAUGGCAGACCAAUGUCAAGGUGUCCCGCGGUGAUAGUGGCAAUCAGACCAUCCAGACCGUCACCAACUGGAAGUAUCCCCAGAGUAAACUGCCGCGCUACAACGCCGAAUCCCGCAACAGCACGGCCAGUCUGCCCACGGAUCUCUCCCUGGACUUCCACAUCUACAAGAUUAUAUGGACGUCGGAGGAGCUGAUCUGGGUGAUUGAUGAUGUGGCGAUAUUUAAUGUCACCGGCCAGGAUGUGCCCAGUACACGCAUGCAGAUCGUCAUGAGUGUGACAGUAGGCGGCCCAAUGGGCCCAUUUCCGGCAGCGGAUACGAAAUUCCCCACCGAAUUUCUUAUCGACUACGUGGUGGUCCGGCAGCCGGCCAAUAUCACCGGUCCACCCCGUCCACCGCCCGCCUCUUCAUUUAUCAUGCCACUAUUGGUCGGGCUCUUUGGGGGCAUUUUAAUGGUCUUCAUCGGGUUGGCCGGUGCGUACUUCUACUGGAGACGACGGCGGGCACGCAAGAAAGCUAAACAUCCGGUUUCACUGCAACAUGCCACUUCCUUGACCGCGCUAUCCAAUGUAUACCGGCGCAGUUCGGCAUAUGUCAACGCGGUUAUCCAACAGGAUCCGACAUUUGAGGACUAUCUCAAACUUUUGGACAUCGAUCCAACAAGUUUGACAAGCACGGGACAAUUGCUGGGCAAAGGUCAAUAUGGGUUCGUUUACAAAGGCGUGAUAAAAAAUCUUCCCACAUCACCUGAUACGGAGACUCUAGUGGCUAUCAAAAGCCUGAUCGAGUAUGACGAUGCAGAACAACAAAAGCAAUUUAUCGAAGAGAUGCGGAUUAUGAAGAAAGUUGGCCGGCAUCUGAAUAUUGUUAACCUUAUUGGCUUAUGCCGAAGCGACAAAAUACUCCUAAUAUUUGAAUACUGCCCCCAUGGAUCAUUGCUCAAAUUCCUGCGAUCUCGUCGGCGGACAUUCACCGAUCAGGUGGAUGCCGAGGGCUAUUUGAUAGCGAAAGGCAGCAGUAUUCCCGAUGAACAGGCACCGGAAACGCCGACUGGUUAUGUGCGUGUCGUAUCCGGUUCGGACUAUAUGAGCACGACCAGUAGUGUUACCGGCAGUUGCCCUGAAGACGCCCUGACCACCUGUGAUCUGAUUAACUUUGCAUACCAGAUUAGUAAUGGUCUGGAAUAUUUGGCGCUACAGUCCAUUAUACAUCGAGAUAUCGCUGCGCGGAAUAUCCUGGUAGCGGAUAAUUAUGUUGUGAAAAUUGCCGAUUUUGGUAUGGCCAGACGGCGACUGCUGACGGAUUACAGCAUGAGCAGUGAUCAGGUGGCCUUACCCAUCAAAUGGAUGGCCCCCGAAUCGAUUCUCCAUCGUACUUUUUCCUACAAAAGCGAUGUGUGGUCGUUUGGUGUACUGCUGUGGGAGAUUUUCAGUUUGGGCGAUGUACCAUAUUCAUCCACUUCCGGUGGCUCACAAUUUAAUGGCAACAUUGCGCAGUUCGUUAAUUCACUUACAAACGGCGCACGAAUGCACAGGCCACCGUAUUCGCCACUACCGAUAUACGAAAUUAUUGGCAAAUGCUGGGAAUUGCAAAUAGAAAAUCGCCCAUCAAUCGACAUAAUCCGCCAGGAUUUAGCUCAGUUAAUUUCGCCGGCAUCGUCAGAAUUCUAUUUGAAACUGGAAGAACCGUAUAUUAACUAUAACAGCACAUUCCGGAAAAUUUUAAACACCGGCGGAACUCAUGCUCCUGUGGCAGCACAGUCUUCCGUGUCCUCCGCCUAUCAAGUUAUGGAAAGGCAGUUAUGAUUCGCGAAAAUGGAUUAAUAACGUUGAAUCGUUAUAUACUGUGAUGACUUAGGAUAGCUCUGUUUCGCAACACUUGCUGAAAAGCUUAUACAAACAAGUAUACGUAACAACAUGUCCACUAUUUCAUUGACGUCGCUUUUAUACAAUUGCAAAUUUGUGCAUUGCAUUGCCAAAUUGAUUAAA